AUGGACACUACAAACCUGGAGAAAACAGAGGACAUCAGAAAGACAGCAAUUAUAGACAGGGAGCUAACUCUGGUACCAUCGGGGAAAGAAAUUACACAUUCUUCUGGAAGGGUCUUGGGGGAAGAUGAGAGGAGAAUCCAUGGUGUGGGCUUUGCUGUACACAACAGACUGCUGAACAGGAUCAGCACCCCCCAAGGUAUAUCCGAGCGUAUCACUGUCAUGGAAAUGGAAACCAAAACUGGAAAGGCUCACUUCAACAGCACCUACGCCCAAACCCUAACAACAGAAAAUGAGAAAAAAUACCAGUUUUAUGAGAAACUUCAGGAUGCAAUCAACAACGUCCCAAAAGCAGACCACCUGUUUCUCAUGGGCGACUUCAAUGCAAGAGUAGGUACUGAAAACAAAGUAUGGCCCACCUGCUUUGGACCUUUUGGAUUGGGAAAAAUCAACGAGAAUGGUCAGAGACUCUUAGAAUUCUGCACAAAUAACAACCCUUGCAUUACUAACACCUUCUACAGUGGCAAGGGCAAACACAAGGUUUCUUGGUGCCAUCCAAGAUCAGGCCAUUGGCACCAAAUUGACUUCAUCAUCGUCAGAAAGAAAGAUGCCAACAUGGCCAGCGAUACAGGUAACAUCAGGAAAAUGUCAGAAAACAUCAGAGUUGCUAUUGGACCAACAGCAAACAAAGUGGCACCUCUAAAGUCUGCGACAGGUGAACAGCUGAUAGACAAGAAGAAAUAA
Aplysia californica (California sea hare) is the source of this 741-nucleotide messenger RNA. Its product is annotated as craniofacial development protein 2-like. The coding region runs from base 1 to 741 and encodes 246 amino acids. The transcript has 2 exons. Gene Ontology annotation, biological process: chromatin remodeling. Gene Ontology annotation, cellular component: nucleus. The record is from RefSeq and is a predicted model, not a curated record. Lineage: Eukaryota; Metazoa; Mollusca; Gastropoda; Aplysiida; Aplysiidae.